CACAUGUGAAAAUGCCUGGGGAACGGCAAGUUCCGUUGCGGUAACAUGCUUCCCCCUCAUCGUCGCCUUUGCACAACAGACGCACAGCUCCACGUACAUCAACAUUGUCGCAGACAAUCACGAGCGACUCGGCGACACCGAAUCAUUCGGCGAAAGGGUCUGUGCAAGACUAAUCAGCCGACCGACGCGCACCUGUGUUUGGCGUCGCGGCUCUGGAGUUACCGAGGCACAUGGCUUCCCCACACGAAUGACAUGCCCCCAGCCGGCGCGAACGGCCGCAACGUCGCGCGUCCGAGUGUCAGAUAUAUUCUCAUCUCGAGUUUUAGGCGUAGCUCUCACUCGUACAUUCACCUCUAGAUACCCGUUUUCCCAUAGACUACAGUCAAAAUGCCUUUCAACACUGAGCUCACCAGAGCCCUCGGCAUCAGAGUGCCCGUUGUUCAGGGUGGUAUGCAAUGGGUCGGAUACGCUGAGCUUGCUUCCGCUGUCAGCAACGCUGGAGGACUGGGCAUACUUACCGCUCUCACCCAACCCACACCCGAAGACCUGCGCAAAGAGAUCCGACGAUGCAGAACGAUGACCAACAAGCCUUUUGGCGUCAACCUGACCCUCCUCCCUGCCAUGGUUCCCCCGGACUAUGCCGCAUACGCUCGCGUUAUUAUCGAGGAGAAGAUCAAUAUUGUUGAGACGGCGGGAAACAGCCCUGGACCAGUCAUCAAGCAGCUCAAGGCUGCUGGCACUAUCAUCCUGCACAAGUGCACCACCAUCAGACACGCACAGUCUGCGGUCAAGCUUGGCGUUGACUUCCUGUCCAUUGACGGCUUCGAAUGCGCUGGACAUGUUGGCGAGACAGACAUUACCAACUUCAUCCUGCUCAGCAGAGCCAGGCAGUCGCUGGGUGGUAUUCCAUUCAUCGCGUCGGGAGGUUUCGCAGACGGUCAGGGUUUGGCCGCCGCGCUGGCUCUCGGUGCCUGUGGUAUCAACAUGGGUACGCGCUUCAUGUGCACUGUCGAAGCACCCAUCCACCACAACAUCAAGCAGGCCAUCGUCGACGCACAAGAAACCGACACCGCUCUUGUCCUUCGGCGUUGGAAGAACACAUCGCGACUUUUCGCAAACAAGGUCGCGCUCCAGGCCGUGGACGUCGAGAAGACCAGCACAACCGGCAAGUUCGAGGAGGUCGCUGAAUUUGUAAGCGGAAAGCGAGGACGUCAAGUAUUCUUGAACGGAGACAAGGACUUUGGUGUAUGGACCGCUGGCCAAGUAAUCGGCCUUAUCCACGACAUCCCCACCAACGAAGAGCUCCUCAACCGUAUCGAACGAGAAGCUGUCGAGACAAUGAAGCAGAACCAAACGCUCUUCAUUGAGGAUGGAGAGAAGCCUGUCGCUGAAGGCGCUUCAAUAAACAAGAAGUCGAACAACCCUCAGGCUGAGGUAUGGGGCAUCGGCAAGAGCAAGCUAUAGAAAUGUUAGACUGUAUAGAAUAUUUAAUCGAAGGAAGCAUCCUCCGCAUGGAACAC
This is a messenger RNA of Alternaria alternata, 1520 nucleotides long. RefSeq names its product inosine monophosphate dehydrogenase. Gene Ontology annotation, molecular function: nitronate monooxygenase activity. Bases 388 to 1464 code for a protein of 358 amino acids. Lineage: Eukaryota; Fungi; Ascomycota; Dothideomycetes; Pleosporales; Pleosporaceae. The transcript has 4 exons. The record is from RefSeq and is a predicted model, not a curated record.